UUCAUGUACAAUAAUUCAAUGGAACUGCCGUAGCAUGAAGAGAAAGUUAGCUGAGCUUCAACAUCGUGUGGAGGAAGUCGAUUUACUACUGAUUCAAGAAACAUGGCUCAAACCAGACCGCCGAAUACUAGGAUGGAGUUUGUUGAUUGGGAAAAUUUUUUCUCUCAAUUUGAUGGGAAAUUCUUAAUAGGUGGAGAUUUCAACGCUCACCAUGUUUGGUGGGGUUCGGAUUAUACAAGAGGCUGUGAAGACGGAUCGAAAACAGAAGGCGCGAAUUUUGUAGGCUUUUCGAUAGCAAUGGGUAACAAUGAUACACUCUAUAAAUUUAGAUCAUCCGAUAUAGCUUGUAUUUUUACAGCUGAAGCCUUGGCAAUAGAGGAAUGUCUCAAUUUAAUCGAGAGAAAAGAUCCAGAAUUAGGACCAACCUUACCUGAUGGGAAUGCAUACUCAUGGAUUGUCCUGGUUGGAACAAUCGCAAUAGAAAUGACAGUGCCAUGUUUGUGUGCGAUGUACGGUGUUAUUCUUGGAUUCUUAUCUAUUGAUUCGCCAACACCAUUGGACUUGUGGAAAGAAGAUAUCAUGAGAACGCCAAUUUUAUUUACUGCGUUUUUGAACUUAGCUGAUCUUUGGACAAGGUUAAUCGUGAACCUUGCAACGAUUCCGAGUUUAGUUGGCCUUAUCGGAGUAUUUCUUUUAACAAUUGGUGUUUUGGCAUCUGGGUAUUUGACGACAGGUGGCCAGGCAGUCUACUUAGCAAGUGUCAGUGCUGGUGCAAUAAUGGGCAUAGGUGGGAGUUUUCUUCUCGUCCAAACUGAUAGUGUCUUACAAAAAAAUUUUAGAAAUCACUUACCACUUGCCCUAACAUUUAAAGAAGUAUCAACAUCUCUAGGUUUUAUAUUUGCUCCAGGAUUUAUAUUUGCUCUGUUGUCUCGAUUUGAUCUACAAAUUGGACUACUUUUGAUGAGUUGUAUUUUUAUUCCAACUGCACUGGGGACACUUGUAUUGCGAUAUCCAACAAUAAAAUCGAGUACAAGUCUGUACACUUUGUUGAUUAGUGAGGAGGAAAAAGUCUUUCACAGUCGAGCUAACCCAGAUAUAACUAAUGUUGCCAAAGCGCGCGAAAACAAUUUUAAAGCAUCGGCAGUAACAAAUGAAAAUUCAAAUUCUCAAAAUUAUAGUGAUUUAUUUAGAGAAGGAUCUGACACUUAUAGUUAUCAGGAUUUUGAUGACAUCGAAGAGCAUUUUAGUAUUUCGUCAUUCAACAGUGGAAAUUUGCUGUAUAAAUGGAAUGAGAAUUUGGUAGUUACUAGAUCAAACAAAUUUUGGAUGAUUACAAUUUCUUGGUUGGGAAGUCGACUAGCAGCUUUGUUUAUAUGGAUACUUUUACCAUCGCUGGCCAUCAUUCAGCUUCCAUCAGCAAGUAUCACCGAGGGAGUAGCUUUAGUCAUGGCUACUGGUUUUGGGACACUCAUACCAAAUACAACUUCUUAUUGGAAACCAAAAACUGCAAGAUGGCGUAGCUUUUUGUUUGGAGGGUCAUCUUGGCUAGGAAGUUUUGUUCUUCUGAGUCUGACAGCUGCUCAAUCGAUUUAUGUAUUCAUUUUUUUAGCUUUCGCGGGAGGAAUAAGCAUUGCGGGAACUUCAGUUUAUUUAGAAUCUACAUUGUUCGAUGCACUCGGUUGUCAACAUACGAAUACUGCAAGAAACAUUAUUUCAACUAUAGUUGGGCUCUGCAUGUUAACUUUUUUGUUUAUUCCUGAUCCGUCCUACUGCAUAAAAUUGAUAUCAGCUCUUCAAUUUAUUGGAGGGAGUUAUUGGAUUCUUAUACCGCUGUUGGGAAUCAUUCAAGCAAGAUGAAGAUUUUUUCUGUGUUUUGUUUUUUUAAAUUACGCUUCAAAUAUUUCCUCGUUCAAUUACACUAAGGCUGACUUUAUUGUAUCAUACGAAUAAUUUUGUCGCAAAAUUUUCAUCAAUUAUAAUUUGAUUUAUAAAAUUACAAUUUUCUUUUUACAUUAGAUUUUAAUAAUAUACUGUAAAUUUA
This is a messenger RNA of Aphidius gifuensis, 2041 nucleotides long. RefSeq lists its product as uncharacterized. NCBI's taxonomy places the organism in Eukaryota, Metazoa, Arthropoda, Insecta, Hymenoptera, Braconidae. The transcript has 8 exons. The record is from RefSeq and is a predicted model, not a curated record. The coding region runs from base 103 to 1857 and encodes 584 amino acids.